CCUUGGUCUUCACAGUCAUGAUGGGGUUUGCCUUGCAGGCUGCAGUAUUAGGAAUAUCUAAAAGUGAACCAAAAAAUGGACAGUUGUCCAUACAAAGAUCCGGUCACAGGAACGUCACGUUCUUUCGAAAGGACAUAAUACAGAUGCAAAAACAUCCUGAAAGGCAAGCCAUCAUGAUUUUGGAGGAGAGAAAGGUAAACUACAAUGAAAUUAAGAGAAAAUCCAUGAAGAAGAGGAGCGUAGAACUGUAUGCAGAAUUUGGAUCAGGGGACAUAUUCUCAACACUAUCUCCAGAAAGCACCAGCUCUCCAGAAGGAUCGGGUGAUGGGUUCACAACACCAGAAGGAUCUGGAGACGCCCCAACUUCUUCUGUCGACCCAAAGCCCACCAUAACCAUUGCUCCACUACAAUGUCGGAACGGGGGCUUCUUCAAUGGUAAAAUUUGUGAAUGUGGCAAAAUAUAUUUUGGUGACCGCUGCGAGUUUAUCUCAGGGAGAAUAGAAAUUGGACCAUCAAUAAAUGUCACAGUGAAUGUGGAGCUGAGAUUUGUGAAUAGAAUAUUCAAUGAAAAUUUAGAGGACAUCUCAAGUCGGGGUUAUGAAGAAUUUGAGACAAUUUUUAAAAAAGAGAUGGCUUUGCUCUACAGAAAUGUUUCAGGAUACAAAGAUGUGGAGAUACUGAACAUAAGGAACGGUAGCGUCAUUGUGAAUCAUACCAUAAUCGUGGAGGUGGAAUAUAUGUCCGCCGUUGCCCUCGAUGAGACGUAUAAUACAGUAUUCCAUGAUGUUGAGACUCAACUGGAGAAUCUUAAAACUGAAAACUGUACGAGUGGAACAUCUCCCUUGUGUAUUAAUGGAACCAGCUACAGUAUAAAAAGAGUUCCAGUGCCAUCCAUGGAGGAACUUUGUAGCAAAAUAAUUCCGGACAGUUUAAAAGACUUUUAUACUGCAAAUAGAACACAUACGGGUGUCACCUGUUUAUCUGACUGUGAUGCAGAUUCCCCAAAUCAUCAUGACUGUAAUGAUGGUGUCUGCCUGAUUCUCCCAAACACUGGAGCACGCUGCAGUUGUCCAGACACGGAUCAAUUCAUCUAUGCAUCAGGGGACUGCAAAGGCAAGAUGUCCAAGUCAGCUCUCUUUGGAGGAGUUGGAGCAGCCAUCGGUGUCUUGGUAAUAAGUUUUCUCAUUGUGGGAUUCUUUCAGCUCAAGAAGUGGAGGAGGCAGAAAAGGCAAGUGAGCAAAGAUGAAUUUCAACCCAACACUGAUGACAUUUGGGUGGAGGAUGAGAUUUUCACCAACUUUACUGCCAAUAUGAAUGCCCAACAAGAUAGAGAUUCAUCCAGCAGCGGAUCUAUGGUAGAGAACUUCAGACCUGUAUUGGACAAAAUCAAUACAUCAGUUGAGAUUACAACAAAAAGACCCUCAAUCUCCAUGGUAUGAUUGAUGCCAAAGAUCUUCUACCCACUGCCCUUAUUUUACAAGGACAGUUAAAGAGUAUAACAUGGAAAAGCUGGGCAUAUCUCAGAAGACUUUCGUGAGAAGGUCAUCAAGGUCAAGAAACAGA
Molecule: messenger RNA, 1563 nt
Organism: Hyla sarda
Lineage: Eukaryota; Metazoa; Chordata; Amphibia; Anura; Hylidae
Product: mucin-3B-like
Exons: 12
Coding region: 18-1439 (473 amino acids)
Biological process (GO): visual perception
Source: RefSeq, a predicted model, not a curated record